AUGGCACUCGUCUCAGGCAGCGGUAUCGCAGCUCUCUCUUCUUCCUCGCUCAUCUCCAACAAGAUCCAUGUCCAAUCGCAAUCGCCCACAUGCUCCAUCGGGACAAGAAAUCUAGUAGUAGUAAGAGCGUCCUCGAACAAAUCAAGGGAUGGUGGUGAUGGCAGCAUCAGUGGCGUUCUCGACGGCACCAAGAAGGAGAUAACCCGCGAGGAGGUGCUCAAGAACCAGGCUGAGAACGAGUCGGAGAAGCGCUCCGUGUUUGGAGCUGUCCCAUUGUCCGGAUCGCUCUAUCCCAGGCCAGAGGUUGAGAGGCGACUAGAGACUGGGGAUCGAUCGUUCCCCAGCUUGAUGGCGUUUGAUGGAGCUGGCCCAGAAAUGAUCAACAGAAGACUGUGGAGCAAAUGA
Messenger RNA from Selaginella moellendorffii, 405 nucleotides. RefSeq lists its product as uncharacterized. NCBI's taxonomy places the organism in Eukaryota, Viridiplantae, Streptophyta, Lycopodiopsida, Selaginellales, Selaginellaceae. The transcript has 2 exons. Bases 1 to 405 code for a protein of 134 amino acids. The record is from RefSeq and is a predicted model, not a curated record.